AUGCACCCUCACGUCCUUAUUGCCCUGGGUUUCUUCUACAGCGCUGUGGCUGCGCCAGUUACUAAGACUGUCACCACAGGCCAGAACGUUGUCACACAGAAUGGCUACACCAGUGCCCCCUACCAUGGCCCCUACUUAGGGACGCCCACCAUUACGGGGGCAGCCAAAGCUUCGAAGACGCUGGCUGCCUCAAUUGAUCCCAAGCCACCCAACCCAACAGCAACCUACUACAACGCUGAGGGGGUGCCCCAGCAGCCCAUGCCGGCCCCUUACGUGCCAGCCGGAGGACUCGGGACGAACGGAACCCUCCCCCGGUACAUGGUCAACAGCGACUGGGACUUUGAGUCCAUCGCCCUAGGAGUCUACCAGGAAUAUAUAGAGCUAGACCUCUUCCACGAUGGGCUUGCUAGGUUCUCGGACGCGGACUUUGAGGAUGCUGGAUUGGGUCCAGAGAUGCGCUCCCUUAUCGAGUUCAUGGCCAACCAGGAGGUCGGCCACGCCACCCUGCUCAGCAACAUGCUCGGUGAGGCCGCGCCCAAGCAGUGCGUCUACAACUAUCCGUACCGGUCAGUCCGCGAAUGGGUCGACUUUAUGCAACGGGUCACCCGAUUCGGAGAGUCUGGUGUCUGGGGUUUUCUGUCUCAUCUCGACUCCCGCGAGGUCUCCCAGCUACUUUCCCAGUCUAUUUCCAUCGAGUCCCGCCAGCAGAUGGUCUUCCGCCAGAUGGCUGGGCUCGCGCCUAUGCCUGUCUGGUUCGAAAACGGAUGGCCGCAGUCCUGGCAGUGGACCAUGCUGGCGCCGUAUAUCAGCGCCUGUCCCGAGGGCCAAACGCGCCUCGCCUGGCAAAACUUCCCUACCCUGCGCAUUCUCAACAAUCCGAAUAUCAACCGUAUAAAUGCUGAUGAGACCGAGGACGAUGGGAGCGAGCAGGUUGGGAACCGCAUCACCGACCCCUCGAUCUCCAACCUCGAGGAGAGCUGCAUUGACGCCGAAGGUAUCGGCGAGAACUGCCAGGCGGGAAUAGCCCGAAAUCGAAGCAUUCCUCUCUCUUACCCUGGCAAGAGGUUAGAAUUGGAGUGGGAAGCCCCCGGAAAGGCUGUCGGCCCAAACAACUCGUACACCACCGCGACGACUGCGGGGCAGCCCAAGUUCGUUGGAUGGAGCAACCAGCUGAAUUUCACCUACACCCCCUUGACCGUCACGGGCAAGAACCGGGGAUGGACGGCCCAGCCGGGAGGGGUUGUGUUUGCGGACGAUGGAAUCGUCAACGAUACAAUGGCGAUCAUGCUGACGGACACCGACUUGUUUGUCACGCCUUUCAACUUGACCAUGCUCAACCCGCAUAUUGUGGCGCUGGGACUGUACCAGGCUGGCUAA
Aspergillus nidulans FGSC A4 is the source of this 1377-nucleotide messenger RNA. Its product is annotated as ferritin-like domain-containing protein. NCBI's taxonomy places the organism in Eukaryota, Fungi, Ascomycota, Eurotiomycetes, Eurotiales, Aspergillaceae. The record is from RefSeq and is a predicted model, not a curated record. Bases 1 to 1377 code for a protein of 458 amino acids. The transcript has a single exon.